Pseudoliparis swirei is the source of this 1694-nucleotide messenger RNA. RefSeq names its product fibroblast growth factor 20b (gene fgf20b). Gene Ontology annotation, biological process: positive regulation of cell population proliferation; animal organ morphogenesis; positive regulation of gene expression. NCBI's taxonomy places the organism in Eukaryota, Metazoa, Chordata, Actinopteri, Perciformes, Liparidae. Gene Ontology annotation, molecular function: fibroblast growth factor receptor binding; growth factor activity. The record is from RefSeq and is a predicted model, not a curated record. The transcript has 3 exons. Bases 183 to 824 code for a protein of 213 amino acids. Gene Ontology annotation, cellular component: cytoplasm.
GAGUGUUUCAUGUCAGAAAGGAGAUCAAUCCGCGUGUCCUUGCGCAACGGAUGCGCGCGCUAAGUGAGGCGGACGUAAACAUGCAAUAAGUGACCGUGGCAACCAGGUAGUCCACUACGCACGAGCGCUCCCUCCCUCCGGACCUCCUGAGCUGAACUUUACCCGCUGAGCUUUUUGACGCGAUGGCUGCUGCCGCUGCCGUUCUGGGGGAAGUUGGAGGCGUCCUGCACGGCAUCGAUGGUGUGGCGCAGGUCGGGUCCCAUUUCCUCCUGACCCCUGCACUCGGGGACAGACCGCUGCUCCUCGGGGAGCACCUGAUACCUGGGGACCGGCUCUCCCGGAGCACCGCGGCGGAUUUAACGCACCUCAAGGGGAUCCUCCGGAGGAGACAGCUGUACUGCAGAACCGGGUUUCAUCUGGAAAUACUUCCGGACGGCGCGGUGCAGGGGACGAGGAAGGACCACAGCCGUUAUGGUAUUUUGGAAUUCAUAAGCCUGGCCGUUGGGUUGAUAAGCAUUAGAGGUGUGGACAGUGGUCUCUAUCUGGGGAUGAACGACAAAGGAGAGCUGUACGGCUCAGUGAAGCUCUCAGCCGAGUGUGUCUUCAAGGAGCAGUUCGAGGAGAACUGGUACAACACGUACUCCUCCAACCUCUACAAGCACGGAGACAGAGGGACACGUUAUUUCGUGGCGUUGAAUAAAGACGGGACACGGAGGGACGGGACUAAAUCCAGGCGGCACCAGAAAUUCACACACUUCUUGCCCAGGCCUGUGGACCCCGACCGUGUGCCAGAGCUGUACAGGGAUCUCCUGGGACACAGCUGAGACCUGGAGGAACCGGUCCACUUCAGGAAUAGCUGCUUAAGCCCUUUUGCAGGCAGGGGAGCAGAGGAAGAGACGAGGGGACGCGAGGCGGGGGACGUUGGCCCGUGCAGGCGGCCCGAUCUGCAGGGAUAAAGGCACCAGGGGGCCUCUUGUAGGAAUGCAUGGGCCAUCUCUCAGCAGCCAGGAAGACGGGCUAGAAUGUCUGCACGCUCGGCAUGAGGGGGCUGUUUGUUCCAGACGACCCGAAAGAAGUGCCUGCGUGGAAUAGGAGAGGAAUGGGAAACGGAGCCGAGCGACCGGGGAGCAUCUCCGUCGACGGCGGAGUCCACGGGAAUCUUUACUGUCCUGAAAUGGUACUUUUUAAUUUGGGUACCGUGUCAGAAAGAUGUUUGUUCAGAAGGUCUUUGAAGGAAUUCAGUUUUUUUUAGGGGGGUGGGGUUGUCUUACCUGUGUCCAGACCUGUUGGAGAAAAAAGAUGUCACGAUUUAUUUAUUCAUUUUAGAUACAUAUAUUUAUGUUUUAUAUUUAUUUAUUUGAGAAUAUAUUUUUCCAGUUAGAUACAUGCAAUAUAGAAAAAGACCACUAGAAACUGUAUCGAUUAUAUAAAGACUGAGACACUGUACCGUUAUGUCUUUUACUCUGAAAGAAAAAAGAGCUCAGUUAUAGUGAUAAACUGUUAUAUUCAACAUGAUGGCAACAUUUGGUAAAACAUCUGAAAAGAAUGCAUUUUAUUGAAAUAUGGUAACUGUGAAUCAACUUUUUAAGAAAAAUCUUUGUUAUAAUGGCACCAAACUACUGUCACUUGUGUUCCAGGAGGAAUCUGAAGUCAACAAACUGACAACACAAACAAUAAAUUGCUCAAAAUGUGAU